This is a messenger RNA of Pocillopora meandrina, 3066 nucleotides long. The record is from the annotation of a GenBank genome assembly. Lineage: Eukaryota; Metazoa; Cnidaria; Anthozoa; Scleractinia; Pocilloporidae.
CCAGUUUGAAAUGUCCUGGGUUUUUGUGACGUCUAAAGUCAAUGGCCAAAAAGCAAGGUAAGUGCCGCCCGUUUCUGUAGUAGUUGUAUGAACUUACUGUUACCCGUCACCUUAGCCUCCUAACCCUAACCCUUACUUACUUACUUGCUUACUUAAGAGCGACAAGCAUCUGACUUCUCCAUACAAAAAUACUGCUGAAUCAUUCAUUAAGAUCAUGAGAAUAAAGGAAAUGAUUUCCAACCCUGGUCAGUACCAAAGAAAAAGUACAGAGAAGAGUACAGAGAUUCUAGGAGAAUAUGGAUACUGAUCAGUUAGGAUGUAAGGAUUAACUGAAAGACGUAAUGAUGGAUCAAAGUUUGAUUCCGAUUUUUCAGAUUAUUUUAUGUUCUUAAACCCGUAUUCUUUGUUGACUUAAACAUUUUGGCAUUAUGUCAUUCCUAACCUUUUUUUUUUCAGCUUGUAAAUUCACUGUUUUGAGAAAGUAUUACAGGUAUUCUUAUUGGAAAAAGGUAGAAUUUUCAGAGCACUCUUAAAUCGUUAUUUCUUUUGUCGAGAUAAUUUUUUUGCAAUUAAAUUUAAGUUGAGAACUCUUUCAUCUUAAAAUUUAAGUCACCUUAUCUUCAUAGAUUUAGGAGAAAAAAAUUGAAAUGCAAGCAUUAUGGGUGAUAUAUUAUGAUAUUGGUCAGAUGAAUUGCAGACUAGAGGUAACUUAUCAUGAUAUUCUUAACAAUAAGUCAUUUCUUUUCUCUCAGGAAGUAUUUUGAAGACAGAGGACAGUAUGAUAAAGAGCGGAAAGUGACAAAGUCCUCCACAAAUGAAGUGAUGAUUCCUUUACAACAAGAGCCAGCUCAAAAACUCAAUGAACAGUCAGGAAAAAGUGAUACAUCUUGGCUUGUUCCAUUUGAGGGGAGGGUUGAAUGCAUAGAUGCUGAUAAAUUGAUUGUAAGACUGGGUAGAUUGUCUCCUCAAGAGAAGUUGAAGAUUGCUUUAGACAAUUUAUUAUACAUGAAUGGUAGAACAUUUGAUGGGUUGUUACCAGAUGAUAUACCAUCACAUUGGGAGCAGCAUGGAGACCUUAUUCUAUUACCAGAGAACAGUUUCACUUCAGAAAAAUGGAGAGACUUUGAUGGUGAAUUAUGGAGAACUGUUGCAAAAAGUCUUGGUGUCACAAAACUUGCCAAGAAAUCAGCUAUAUGUAGGGAUGGUUUCAGAACCCCCAAAGUCACUAUGCUUCUGGGUGAGAAUGGAUGGGUGACUCACACAGAUAAUGGCAUUAAAUACACCUUCGAUGUCACAAAGUGCAUGUUCUCUUCAGGAAAUAUUACAGAAAAGAUCCGAGUUGGAAAUUUUGACUGUUCUGGUCAAACUGUUGUUGAUCUUUAUGCUGGAAUUGGUUAUUUUGUCCUGCCCUAUCUUGUUCAUGCUAAAGCAGCCAUGGUUCAUGCUUGUGAGUGGAAUGAAAAUGCUGUAGAGGCUUUGAGAAGAAACUUGAAAUUGAAUGGUGUUGAUAAACAAUGUGUCAUUCACGAGGGAGAUAAUCUGAAGGUAAACAAUAGCUUUUAGAUUGGUUUUGUAGUAUGAAUCCCUUGACUCUGAUGGCAACAUCUGUUCGCGUUGUUGAAAUUUCGGUUACUGUCAGAAAAUUGAAAAGAAUCUUGGAUGUUUUUCCUUGACCUAUUUGAAGUAUAUAUUUGCAGACCUGUGAAGGAAAGAAUUGUGAGUGUAAACCAUCCUGAACACCACAUCUCCCUUGAAUAAUACAUAGUGACCCAAAAUUUGGUAACAUGCUUAGAACUUUAGAGUGAUCCCCUUGUGUGAUUUGAUUUACAGUUUCCUCUUCGAGGAGUGGCAGACCAUGUCAACUUGGGCCUUAUCCCUCUUGUGAGGCUGGAUGGCCGGUGGCUUGUGCUGCACUUCGUCCUGAUAGAGGAGGGUGGUUACAUGUUCAUGGAAAUGUCACAUCAAAUAUAAAAGACCAGAAAGGAAUAGUAAAUAGUAAAUUGUCAGAGUCAUUAGCUGGAGAAACCUGUCUGUCUGUAAGUCAAACCAAGAAAGCCAACAUGACAAGCCCACAGAGUACUUUUGAUGACAAUAAUUAUGGUUUUAAUGGAGUAGAACAACCUUCAUCAAUUCACUGUCAUUCAGAGAAUACAUCAACAUGUGUAGUAAAUCAAGGCCAAGUACACAACAACAGGAUGGUUUUGAUAAAAUCUUCUGAGCUGGAAUCAUCAAUGAUCUCUGCUGAGCCCUUUACAGUUUCAGUUGAGUUUAAUCUUCCAUUCUGGAAACAAAACCACAUACCCUCCUGCAACAAGAAAGUAAAGCAAGAGUGGCUAGAUUGGGCAAAAUAUGUUGCUCAGACUAUACUGCCUCAUUUAAGGAAAUCACACGGUAAACAAGGGUGGAAUGUUCAAGUGAGGCACAUUGAACAUGUCAAGUCCUAUGCUCCUCACAUAGAUCAUGUUGUGUUGGAUGUGGAAUGUUGUCCAUCAUGUGAUUAUUAAUCCUGGUGUUCUUAGCCCUGGUUGUACAUAAAUCAAGUGCUUCUUUGGUUGGAUCUUAACCAGAAAAUUACUUUCAGGGCAAAAAACAGAAAUUUAAAGUAAUAUAAUGUAUACACAUGCAAGUUAACGAUUAAUUAAAAUAAUUAUUUAACUUUUAUCAUAUUUAGUUUUCUGCAUACUUUCACUUUCCUUGAAACACAAUAAGAUUGAUGUGAUUGAAAUGAAUGGUAAUUUUGGAGCCAAUAUUGUGAAUCAAAGAGAACAGAACAAAGGAGAUAAUAAGACACCCAUACAUUGAUGUCAUUGUUUUGUAUGAAUAUGUAUUAUUUUUUAAAAUGGUAAAUACAGACAAACGUAGUAUCCAGGAACAGAGCAAGAAUUGUAACAUGUAUCCUGCUACAGACCAUCAUUAUUAGAGACUUUUUUAAUUCUGAGAAUGGAGUCACAGAACCUCUAUUUGACCUUAACAAGCUUAGUUCUUAACAGUUAUAGUUAGGCAUAGCUACCUAAAGGUGAUUUGUGAAAGAAAUGUCUUGAAUAACCCUAGAGCUGAACAUCAAAU